Mytilus californianus (California mussel) is the source of this 4221-nucleotide messenger RNA. RefSeq lists its product as uncharacterized. Bases 89 to 3061 code for a protein of 990 amino acids. The transcript has a single exon. NCBI's taxonomy places the organism in Eukaryota, Metazoa, Mollusca, Bivalvia, Mytilida, Mytilidae. The record is from RefSeq and is a predicted model, not a curated record.
CGUUUUGAAAUAACUUACAAUAUCCGUUCAAAAAUAUCGAUAUUGAAUGUAAAAUUAUAAUGAGCAGUUGUAAAAGGGAGUAGAAAGCAUGAGUUGUGUAGUCGACGUUUCCGGAAUGAUGAAGUUAAGACCAACCGAAAUAUUCUUUUCACAGGAUUCUAUUGCAAACAAUUGGGGUAAACACACAGCUUUCAAUGCUAAAUUUAUAGGAGACACGUUAGAUGAAUUGUUGACUGAAUCUAUUUCACUGAAGGACAUUCCAAAUAUUACCUCUGUACUAAUAAAUGGAAAGUUUUACACUGUUGACAAUCGGAGACUGUGGGUUUUUCGAAAAGCAGAAGAAUUGGGAUUUUUAGAUGACAUUGAAUUUGAUCAAGUUACACAGCGACAUGUCAAUCUAACAAAAUUUACAACGACUAAUGGUGGAAUUUCGAUUAGGAUUCGAGGAUCUGGAGACCCCGGAGGGCAAAUAUGGAGAACGUGGAAACCAAACACAUUUCGGAAAGUACAUGAAAACACAGUGAGCAGUUCUGCCUAUCGUUCCCGUAAGAUUUAUGCUAUUGAAAAUAGGACUAAUGUAAAUCAAGGUUUUUUCUGUACAAAAAUAGUUUCCGAGUAUCAAGAUCCAAGUACAUACAAAUCAUCACAUUGUAAAAACUAUUACUCCAGGCCUAGUUAUCGGUCUGAUGAUUCUCAUUCCAGCAACGUCGAAUCUCCAGUAGCUGACAAAGAAAUUCAGCUUUCCACCAUAAUAAGACCAAAAGCAGAAAAAGAAACAAGAAAAUGCAGUCAAUCGACUCUAGAAUCAACCGUAGGGAACAAUUUAUUACAUGUCCGAGGACCUCCCGUAAAUCAAAGUAGGUCAAGUGUUAAUCCAGAUUCGUUCUCUAACAAAUAUGCAAGCGAGGCUAAACAUCUAAGAACAUUUAAAUCAUAUAGUGAUUACAUUUCUGUAAAGCCUGAUGUUCGGAGUUAUAAUGAGUUUUCGGGCAAGUGGGACUCUCCAGCAUCGGACAACAAAAUUCACAGUCCCAUUAUAAAACCAUCACCGACUGAAGAAAAACAAACACGUAGUAAAUCUUCUCUCGAGUCAAUCUCAAGUGAAACUACGUUACGCGCCCAAGGCCAUCAAAGUUGGACGAAUGUUAAUCUAGAUUCAUUCGGCAACAAAAAAGUUACUGAGGCUCAACAUGCAAGUACAUAUAAAUACUCGUAUAUUGAUAAAAUUUCUGCCAAGACUGAUUGUCUUUAUGAUUAUGAUUUCUCAAGCAACAGCGAAUCUAGAGUAUCAACAAAAAAACCUUAUCGUUCAAGUAUACAAAAACCAACAGCUGAGGAAGAGCCUACACGAAGAACUAAAUCUUUUUUCGAAUUAUCCGCAAGAAAAUCUGCGUUAAGUGUCCACGGACCUCUUGUUAAUCAAAGUAGGACGAAUGUAAAUCAAGAUCCCCUCCGUUCCAAAACAGUUGCCGAGUCUCAACAUCCAAGUACAUACAAAUCAUCAUACUGUUAUAACUAUUAUUCCAGGCCUAGUUAUCGGUCUAAUGCUGCUCAUUCAAGGAAUCUUGAACCUCCAGUAUUUGACAAAGAAAUUCAGCUCUCAAUUAUAAAAAGAUCACAAGCUGAAAAAGAAGCAACACAAUGCAGUAAAUCAUAUCUUGAGUCAAGCUUAAGGAAAACUUCUUUACAUGUCCAUGCACCUCAUGAAAAUCAAAGUAGGUCGAGUGAUAAUCAAUGUUCCGUCUUUAAAAAACACGAGGUUCAACAUCCAAGUACAUUCCAAUCAUAUAAUGAAUUAAUUUUUGCAAAGCCUGAUGUUAGGAGUUGUAAGGAGUUUUCGAGCAACUAUGACUCUCCAGUAUCAGACAAAGAAAUUCACAGUUCGAUUAUAAAACCAUCACCAGCUCUAGAAGAACCAACACGAAGAAGUAAAUCUUCUCUCGAUUCAAUUUUGGACAAAACUUCGUUAAGUGUCGAAGGACAUCCGAGUAGGACGAAAGUUGAUCAACAUUCCAUCGGCAACAAAACAGUUACCGAUGCUCAACAUCCAAGUGCAUACAAACCAUCAUAUAAUGAUUACAUUUCUGCAAAGCCUGAUGUUCGAUGGGAUAAUGAUUUGGUACGCAACUGUGAAUACCCAGAAUCAGACAAAGUAAUUUACCGUUCAAGUAUAAAAAGAUCAACAGCUGAAAAAGAGCCAACACUUAAUAGUAAAUCUUCUCUCGAGUCAACCAUAAAAAAAACUUCGCCACCUGUACAAGAACCUCUGGUUAAUCAAAGAAGAGCACCUAUAAAUCAAGAGUCCUUCGGCAACAACACAAUUACCAAGUCUAAACAUUCAAAUACAUAUACAUCAUCAUAUAGUAAAUACAUUUCAGGAAAGCCUGAUGUAAGUUCUGAUAAUGAUUUUUUUGGCAACUGUGAAUAUCCAGUAUCCGACAGAACAUUUCAUCUCUCGAGUAUAAAAAAAUCAACAGGUGAAAAAGAGCCAAAACGUAGUAAAUCUCCUUUCACGUCAACCAUUAGAACAACUUCUUUGCGUGUUCAAGGACCUAUUGUUUAUCAAACUAGCAUGGAUGAGAGUCAAGAUUCCUUCUGUUACGAAACAAUUACCGAGGCUCAACAUCCAAGUACAAACAAAUCAUCAUAUACGGAUAACAUUACUGGAAAACCUCAUGUUCGAUAUGCUAAUGAUUUUUUGGGUAACUGUAAAUAUCCAUCAUCCGACAACAUAAUUCAACGUGUAAGUAUAAAAGGAUCAACAGUUCAAAAAGAUCCAAAACUUAAAAGUAAAUCUUCUCUCAGGUCAACCGUAAGAAAAACUUCGCUACGAGUCAAAGAAACUGUUGUUAAUCAAAGUAGCAUGAAUGUAAGUCAAGAUUCCUUCUGUUACGAAACAGUUACCGGGGCUCAACAUCCAAAUACAUACAAAUCAUCAUAUAAAGAUAACAUUACUGGAAAGCCUCAUUUUUGGUGUGAUAAUGAUGUUUUGGGUAACUGUAGAUAUUACGUAUCCGACAAAAAAAAUCAUCGUUCAAAUAUGAAGAGAUCAACAACUUAAAAGGAGUCAACACUUAAUAUUAAAUCUUCUCUCAGGUCAACCGUAAGAAAAACUUCGUUACAUGACCACAGACCUCAUGCUUAUCAUAAAGUAGGACGGAUGUUAGUCAAGACUCUUUCUGUAACGAAACAGUUACCGAAACUCAGAAUUCAAGUACAUAUAAUUUAUCAUAUAGUUAUUACCUUUCUAAAAAGUCUGCUGUUGGUUUGGAUAAUGUGUUUUGGCAUUGUGAAACCUCAGUUUCCAAGGAAGAAAUUCAUCGUUUAAGUUAAAAAUUUCAACAGCUGAAAAAAGAGCCAACACAAAGAUUAAGAUUUUUCUCUCGAGUCAAUCUUAAGCAAAACAUCGUUACCUGUCCAAGGACCUCUUGUUAAUCAGAGUAUUAUGAAUGUUAAUCAGGAUUCCUUUUGAACCACAAACAGUUAUCGAUGCUCACAAUUGAAGUACAUACCAAUUAUUACAGUUAUUAAUUAUACAGUAAUAAAAAAAUAGAGUAGCAGAGAAUGUCCAGCUGAAGUAUUAGACAAAGAAAUUCACUGUUCAAGUAUAAAAUGAUCAACAGCUGAUGAACAACCAACGCUAUAGCUAGGAUGUAAAUCUUCUGUCGACUCCACAAUAAGACACAACUACAUAAUUUGUCCAUGGGAAAAUGCUUUAUUGAAUACUUGUUAAAAAGAUCCCGAAAAUAAAAGUAUAAAGAUUCUCUUCAAAACAAAACAACCGUUUGUCUAAUAUGUAGAAAUCAUCAUUUAAAUAUGACAUUCGUCGCAGCCAAGUUUUUCGAACAAUUCAAAAUUCGCAAUAGCCGGUAAAGAAAUUCAGUUAAAAGUAUGCUAAUUUCAAAACGUGAGGAAGAAUUAAAAUAUAAACCUGUUCAUGCAGUUCUAGAUAUUUCAAGUAAAAAAGAAAAAUUUAAUGUUUGAGGUAUACUUCCAAGUCACACUCAUGGACCAAGCGGGAAACAAUUCUGAAAAAGAAUUUGAACAAAUUGAACACGACAGAAAAUAACAAUAGACAUAAGUUCUGUUAGGUGAGACAACAAACAUCCUAAUAAGAUUGCUAGAUAUUUACAAGUACAUGUAUUGUGAAUGAUUGAAAAGUCGAUGCGUAAGUCCAACAUAAAUUUGCCUAGACUUUUUUUAAUUGAUUGCUGCUUUACA